This is a messenger RNA of Aspergillus calidoustus, 726 nucleotides long. The record is from the annotation of a GenBank genome assembly. NCBI's taxonomy places the organism in Eukaryota, Fungi, Ascomycota, Eurotiomycetes, Eurotiales, Aspergillaceae.
GGGUGGUCGGACAAACCGCGACCAAGCGCUAAUCCAAAUUGGACAUUUGGUGUGGUGUGGUGGGGUUGCGGGGUCGCUGGAUACAGUGAGCACACUCAAACCUCUGUUCUGCAGUUCAAGAGUAUAAAGCAAAGCUUCCUCGCGAGGAAACAAUUAUGGAUUCCAGUCUUUGAAACUAUCUGCCUCUUAUCAGGCUUGGGGGAUAUAGGGAAGAUUGGGCAGCUAUAAUGGCGACAACAACGCCGGCGGUUCAUUGCUUGGAGACCAUAUUGUCCUUGCUCCGUUUCUGCCUCGAGUCUGGUGUCUUUGACAGCCAUAGGGACUGGACCAAUCAUAUGGUUGAAUCCGUUCAAGCAAAGAUCUCCGAGAUGCGAUCUGUCGACAUGGACUGGGAAGCUACUCCCAGUGUGAUCUAAUUCUAGACACAACGCGGACCAGGGCGUGGGGUCAGAGGGGAAGGGGUUAAACGCUAAGGUCUCAUCUUGUGAAGCUUUGCUAUUAUGUACUCUCUUCAGCUGGUUCGAAUAUUGGGAAGGGACUUGGUUUCAUAAUCUAGUAUUAGAGGUGAAACAGAAUGGAGAACUUUGAAAGUACCUCAAUUUGUGGGAGAGGAACAAGCACAGCGAAGAUACUGGUUAUCAGGGAAGAAAAAAUAAUACUGCAUCAUCCGUGAAUCGAACACGGGCCUCGUCGAUGGCAACGACGAAUUCUACCACUAGACCAAUG